This is a messenger RNA of Anthostomella pinea, 804 nucleotides long. Lineage: Eukaryota; Fungi; Ascomycota; Sordariomycetes; Xylariales; Xylariaceae. The record is from the annotation of a GenBank genome assembly.
AUGUCUUCAACCGCUCCAGCCAACUUCUCCUGCGGCAGAUGCCACACUUCACAGCAGGACCUUGACGAGCCCCUGAAGCACUGUGCAGCUUGUCAAAGUGUCCAGUACUGCUCCCGCGAUUGUCAGCGCCGCGACUGGCAGGACCACAAGACGCGAUGCCGCCAGAUCCAAGCCGGGGCUGCUCCUCAGGGCGGUCGAACUACGAUGGCAGAGUUGGGGCGCAAGACAGGCCAACACGAUGCUGGUUCUGCUAACGACCAAGCUGGGACCAACACUAUUUAUUACUUGAAGACGUCGACGCCGCAUCUAUACGACAUCACACUGUCCGGUCCUUAUCGUGAUCUGGACGCAGUGUAUCCGCAGAUCAUGAACAACUUCGGCAGCGAGUACCCAGCGGGGAGAUCUGCGGUGCAGGACUUCAUGCGUGAUGGCCAUCUGAUGAGCUUCCAGCACAUCACCGCUCCUCAUCGCAACGACCCCAACAGAACGCGGACGAUGCGCCUGGUGACCGAGCGGGCUUCCCGGUCCUAUCUGGACCCGAUGGAGAUUCUGAACAUCACGGAUUAUGGCGGGGGAGUAUCACUGACGGAUAUCCAUGUGCGUGGCACAUACGACAACGAAGCAGCGGCCAAUACAGCUGCAGAACGUGUCGUCCAACAACUUAUCGGACAGUUGCAGGGUGGAAAUGCAUAUCCGGGUCCCGGAAGUGAUUUCGCUGCUAUGAUCAGCGGUAGUCGGGCGGAUGGGAGUGAGGCGCUGACGAUGGUGGAGGUGCGCCACGAUACUGGUUAUCCUCGGCAGUGA